CAACUAUUUGUGAUACCUUGUUUGUGAACCCUUGUGUGUUGUGUUUUACUCGGUCAGUGAAGUGAUGGUUGUUUGACCUGACUGUGUGUGUGUGUGUGUGUGUGUGUGUGUGUGUGUGUAGCUGUUAUUAGCAGGUGCAGUGCGUAUAGCAGUUAAUGGUAUAGCAGAUAAGGUUGAAUGUAGUAAGAGCUCGAUGGUGGUGCACUGCAGUGACGGCUGGGACGGUACGGCUCAGCUCACCUCUCUGGUCAUGCUGAUGCUGGACUCGCACUACCGCACACUCAGGGUCUUCCAGGUACUGAUCGAGAAGGAGUGGAUCAGCUUCGGACACAAGCUGGCCUCGGUGCGUAUGAGCAGUGAGGGCGUGGUUGUGUGUGGGCGUGUGAACGCAUGUAUAUUUAACCCCAUCUUUCUCUCUCUCCGUGUUUCUCAGCGUGUCGGCCUUGGAGAUGAGAAUCACGCCAACUCGGAACGAUCCCCUCUCUUUGUGCAGUUCAUCGACUGUGUGUGGCAGAUGAUGAGACAGGUCAGCUAUUGAUGCUUGACACCACAACACUGUUGAAUUCUCCAAUCUGAUUGGUCAGAAGGCGUUGGCGACAUUUCUGUAACAGCAAGAUUCUGAUUCCAGCUGCAAGGGAAAUUACAGAUUUAUAGUGAUGUGCUCGUUCUCGUUUCUAUAGUAAUAGCUCAUUGACAGGGUCUAGUAUGGUGUACGCAAUACAUAGUCUAAGCUUAAUCGUAAACAUAUUAUAAACAUGUUACUUAAAGAAAAAAAACGUAUGAUCAUUGUGAUCUAGUUAAGAUUUAUAAGUUAUCUAUUUAUGGAAGUUUUAUGGAAGUUUUAUGGAAGUAGUCUCCAGUGUCACGGCAGAGAGGACAUUGCACUUUCCAGUUUCUCAGUAACAUUGCAAGUCUUAUUAAUUUCAAGA
Messenger RNA from Ictalurus furcatus (blue catfish), 929 nucleotides. Its product is annotated as myotubularin-related protein 2-like. The record is from RefSeq and is a predicted model, not a curated record. NCBI's taxonomy places the organism in Eukaryota, Metazoa, Chordata, Actinopteri, Siluriformes, Ictaluridae. Bases 194 to 538 code for a protein of 114 amino acids. Gene Ontology annotation, molecular function: phosphatidylinositol-3,5-bisphosphate 3-phosphatase activity. The transcript has a single exon.